This is a messenger RNA of Mugil cephalus (flathead mullet), 2591 nucleotides long. RefSeq names its product geranylgeranyl diphosphate synthase 1 (gene ggps1). Gene Ontology annotation, molecular function: prenyltransferase activity. NCBI's taxonomy places the organism in Eukaryota, Metazoa, Chordata, Actinopteri, Mugiliformes, Mugilidae. The coding region runs from base 849 to 1742 and encodes 297 amino acids. The record is from RefSeq and is a predicted model, not a curated record. Gene Ontology annotation, biological process: isoprenoid biosynthetic process. The transcript is spliced from 5 exons.
GUGUUAGGGAACAGCCCGAGAGAGUUUUUCCAAUGUUCUGUCAGGAAGGGCGCUUCUACCGGGCAUUGUAGAAAUAUAACUGCAACACACAUUAAUGUGAGGCACCGACCUCACGUUACAAGGCUACUGUGCGCAUGCGCUGUAACUCAGCCGACGCAUAUAUAUGUAGCUCAUCACACUUUGCUUGUGCUGUAAAGUGUCUAUAAAAGCGUCCGCAGGAACAGUUUCGCUAGCGUAGCAUAGCAUCAGAUGACUUAGCCAGCGACACACCGACCUGAAAUGAUAUGAAAGUGUGGCCGUGACGCUCACUUCGUGUGCCUCGCUCGACCAAUGUGGAAUGGGGGGAGAUUUUAAUUUGAAAAAAGAAAGUAAGAAAUACUCAUCGGUGGUGUACCGGCGCGUUUAUGAUAACCCGUUAGCUCAAGCUAACUAGCAGCCCGGCUAACCGGAACCCAGGACCGGCUACUCAGCACACUGACAGUCUGCAGCCAAGUAGAAAUCUGUGUACACUCGAAGCGAUGGACGCCGACUCAGAGAGCACCUCUGACCGAAUUUUGCUGGAGCCCUACAAGUAUCUGCUACAACUGCCGGCGCCUUUCAAGACACCCAAGGGAGCUUUACGAGAAUGAAGAAGACAAAUUGGACCAAACGGAUUGGAGGAACAGCGCAGGGUGAUAAAGCUGAGACUGUGAACGCUGGCUGACUAUAGGCCUGAAGCCUGCGGAAACAAAUGGGUUUCGAGGGCAGAUUUGAAUGAGUCCAUGAGUGAUGAGCAUAUUCCCAUUGAACACACCGUCAACAAGUUAUUGUUUUUAUAUGAAUAUCGUCGCUGCUGAUGACAUCUGUUGAUGUUGAGCUUAAACUGUGAAAUCUCAGGAAAGCAAGUGAGAACAAAACUCGCCCAGGCCUUUAACCACUGGCUCAACGUUCCAGACGACAAACUCCAGGUGAUCAUCGAGGUGACUGAGAUGCUGCACAACGCCAGCUUGCUCAUAGACGACAUUGAGGACAACUCCAAGCUGCGCCGAGGCUUCCCCGUGGCGCACAGCAUCUACGGCAUUCCCUCCGUCAUCAACUCGGCCAACUACGUCUACUUCUUGGGGUUGGAGAAGGUGCUGGUCCUGGAGCACCCUGAGGCCGUGCAGGUGUUCACCCGCCAGCUGCUGGAGCUGCACCGCGGUCAGGGCCUGGACAUCCACUGGAGGGACACCUACACCUGCCCCACUGAGCAGGAGUACCGCAACAUGGUGCUGCAGAAAACCGGGGGGCUGUUCGGCCUGGCUGUAGGCCUGAUGCAGCUCUUCUCUGACUGGAAACAAGACCUGAAACCUCUCUUGGACACGCUGGGCCUGUUUUUCCAGAUACGUGACGACUACGCCAACCUGAGCUCCCGGGAGUACAGCGAGAACAAGAGCUUCUGCGAGGACCUGACCGAGGGCAAGUUCUCUUUCCCCACCAUUCACGCCAUAUGGUCGCAUCCGGAGAGCACCCAGGUGCAGAACAUCCUGAGGAAGCGCACCGAGAACAUGGACAUCAAACGAUACUGCGUGGACUACCUGGAGAAGGUGGGAUCUUUUGCCUACACCCGUCAGACCCUGCGGGAUCUGGAAAUCGAGGCGUACCGGCUCAUUAAGGGGUUCGGAGGCAACCCUCAAAUGGAGAGCCUGGUCAAACAGCUCAGCAAGAUGCACCACGAGGCUGAAGCCACUGCACAGCCUAGCGGCGAGCCACACUCCAGCUAAAAAAACCACCGACCUCAUCUACGUUUCACUCCCACGUGACUCGCCAAGUAGAGCUGCAACACACACAGAAGCUUCUGCUUAUGCACUGAUGCAGACUUUACACAUUCCUGUAAGCUCAACACAUGCCGGCAUGUCACACUCACAAACUGUUGAGUCGCAGUGAGCACUUGAAUUCUGGCAGACGGCUUUGUUCAGCAGCCGCGGAGACGGCAGAGCGGUCCCAAAACGUUGCCUUUUCUUUUGUGUGCUAAAUGGUAUCCUUUGAGUGGUGCUUAAAGGUACACAUCCCUCUUUUUUUGUAAGUGUAGCUGUGAGGGGAGAGAAGGAAAUUAAUUAAAAUUGAAAACUUCUUACGGUUUUGGCUUUGUUUUCUGGAAACGAAAAAUACCAAGAUGGCAAAAAAAAAAAAAAAAAGCUUAAAAGCCUUUUGAUUUGCAGUGCAAUGCAUAUAAAUGAAAUGUAUUGAUGUAGGGCUGAGUGAAUGCUGUGUGCGUUUCCUAAGGCCAUUGUUUAAAAAAAAAUAAUACUUGGAUGUCUCAGUCGUAUGAUGUGUGAUUUGGGGAUCCUCAAUCAUUAAGCCGCCAGAGUGCCAACUGUUUAUUUAACAAAAAAAUACCCAAAACUGUUCAGUAGUCUUCUAAUGUAAUGCUUUUAAUACAACAUGCAUUAUAUGUAUUACAAUUUACCUCUGAAUAAUAUAUGAAUGCUUUUACGAUGCUUUGGCCGUAGCGUUUCCACCGUCAUCACUUUUCCAAUAUUCCUGUAGUAUGAUUCUGUUAUUAUUUGUUAGUCUGCUGCAGUUAAGGACUUAUAUUAUGCAUUUGCUGAAUAAAAAAACUUCAAAGAGAA